Molecule: messenger RNA, 1204 nt
Organism: Melitaea cinxia (Glanville fritillary)
Lineage: Eukaryota; Metazoa; Arthropoda; Insecta; Lepidoptera; Nymphalidae
Product: 26S proteasome non-ATPase regulatory subunit 10-like
Exons: 10
Coding region: 1-1149 (382 amino acids)
Molecular function (GO): protein binding
Source: RefSeq, a predicted model, not a curated record
AUGGCUUCAGAAGGCCGUUCACGAGUUCAACAGAACGAUCUGCUCUUACACGAAGCAGUGAUCAAGAACGAACCAGAAGCAGUUCGAGAGGCUUUAAGAAGACCAACAGAUGUCAAUUGCAGGAAUAAUUACGGCCGAGCUCCGAUCCAUUGGGCGGCGAGUCGAGGAAACGUCGAAAUAAUUAAUUUACUGAUAGAAGCAAAAUGCGACAUUGAGGCGGUAGACAAGUUUGGAAUGAGGCCCUUGCUGAUGGCAGCGUGGCACGGACAUCUCAACGCUGUACAAGCUCUCGUCAAAGCGGGCGCUUGUCUUGCAGCUACUAACAAAAAAAACAAUGACAUUCUACAAUGCGCGUGCGCUCGAGGUUCCAAGGAAGUGGCGGCCUACGGGAUAUCCCUCGGCGCUAGAGUGCAAGGGUGUGACGCGGCGGGGGACGCACCGCUUGCCCUCGCCGCUCGGGCCGGGUACACUGCGGUCGUUGAACUGCUGCUAGAUAAGGGAGCCUACAUAGACGCUGUGAAUAAGGUUGGCCGGACAGCCUUACACGUCGCUUGCGAAGGUGGACACUGCAGCACUGCUACUCUCCUGGUAACAAAAGGUGCAUCGCGAGAAGCCCGAGACAACUCCGGGCGAACUCCAUUACACCAAGCUGCUGUACACCGACACACGGAGCUAGUGAGAGUGCUGCUUGAAAUAGGAUGCAACGUUAAUGCGACAGAUAAUAAUGGGGUGACCGCACUACAAAUGGCAUGCGCCCAAGGUUGCCGCGGCAUCGUCGAGCAUCUGCUGGCCUUUGGGGCUGACGUGCACUUACAAAACAGUGUGGGUUCAUCCGCAUUACACGCGGCGUGUGCGGCUGACGCUACUGACAUAGUAGAGCUCCUGCUGGCUCACGGAGCAGACCCAGCACUCACGGACCAAUGGUCUCAGUCGCCACUGAGCGUGGCGGGAGGAGCAGCUGAAUCGCCACCGGAGGGGUUCAGAAGAGCUGCGCGAGGGUCUUUCUCCGCCAUACUGGAUCUGCUAACUGCAACCACCAACCUUGAUCAUCAUCAAGAGCAGUCUGACGGGUCAACGUCCCCUCGCAACGAGGAUAAGUCCGGCGGCCAUUCUCCUGCCGCUAAUGAAGAAGGGAACAGUGAAAGAUGAUGGUCAGCGACCACUCUUCUAGACAGACUUGCACAACGAGGCUUUGCGGCAGACA